AAAAAAGAAAUAUUUCCUUAUUUUUUGUUUUUUGUUUGUUUAUUUUACCAGGGUAAACUUGCCUCCUAGAAAGAAUUCACCAUCAUUACAAUUACUGGGUGUGUUUACAAAGUCAGAGGUUAUACGAGGGCCACACUGGAAUUACACUGGGACUGAUGGUGAUUCUGGUAAAGGUAUUGUCAUGGCAUUUGUUGAGGAUAAAGAUGGCCUUGCAAAUGCCUAUGUACGUGUCAAGUGGGAGAUAGGCCAUGAUGUGAAGGAGUACAGGUUCGGGGUUGGAGGUUUUGUAGACGUUGUUGCAUCGAGGGUCAGCAAAGGCGGCAAGGUUUAUGUAGAUCAUAUGCCUGUCAUAGGUAUUAUCAAGGUCAAACCUGGAGACAAGGUGUCAGUCAACAUGAGUUUGAAAGAAUUCCAAGAUGCCCAGAAAAAUGGAAAUAUACCUGGAGGUUGGAAAGAUGAAAUGAAACAGUGUGUGAACGAGCUCGGCACAGUGGUGGAGCUUCUGUUUGGAGGUGACAUGGCUCGUGUACAGUACCCUGAUGGCAACUUUCAUAUUAUUUCCAAAGCAGCAUUGUAUCGGGUAAAUAUGCCUAAAGAAAUAUUGAUUUUUAUUGAAAACAGCAUGAUGUGUAAAUAAAAUGUGCUCUGGAUUUU
Molecule: messenger RNA, 654 nt
Organism: Ruditapes philippinarum (Manila clam)
Lineage: Eukaryota; Metazoa; Mollusca; Bivalvia; Venerida; Veneridae
Product: E3 ubiquitin-protein ligase MIB1-like
Exons: 4
Coding region: 182-637 (151 amino acids)
Biological process (GO): protein ubiquitination
Cellular component (GO): cytoplasm
Molecular function (GO): ubiquitin-protein transferase activity
Source: RefSeq, a predicted model, not a curated record